Messenger RNA from Suillus clintonianus, 2220 nucleotides. RefSeq lists its product as uncharacterized. The record is from RefSeq and is a predicted model, not a curated record. The transcript has 4 exons. Bases 220 to 2118 code for a protein of 632 amino acids. Lineage: Eukaryota; Fungi; Basidiomycota; Agaricomycetes; Boletales; Suillaceae.
AAGAAGUCUUAUUAAUGGCCCGUCUGUGCCGAUUUGCGUUGUUCGCGUCGAACCACUUCGACGCUCGCCGUUGACCUGUCUUCAUAUCGCACCAUCCAUCUUCAUCAAGCAAACGAUAAAAGUCAUCAUAUUAUCACUCUUUUUUCACGAUUUUACGAACAGCCUCUGUGGAGGACAUGCCCAUAGUCACUGCGCUGCGUUGAUAUCACAUCUCGUUGCAUGUUUCAGUCGCAAAGUCGCCCGCCACACGUUAAAUAUCCCUUCAGUCCCUCACUUCGUCUGAGGUACCCUACAUGGAUGCCUUGUAAUUUCGUUUCAACAUCCACGCCUUUCAGACGCCGCUUUGAUCUGUUUCCGCGCCUUUCUCCACUCAAUUCGCGAGGUCAUCUUCGCUUGGGGAACCCUAACAAUAUUUUCGUUCCCAUGAUCUUCAUCGUAUUUGAUAAUUACGCAUAUGAACUUGGAGUCAAAACUGUGCUCGCAGGCAUCCUCGCCUUGCUACUCGGUCUCCUUGGAUUUAUUAUUAGUAUAUUUGCUCUCGGAGUAGUCUGGAUGAUCCCUGCGAUGAGGACGCAGACUCCUCCCUACCGACAACCGAACCAUCGUCAUCCACUCCAUCGCAGUCCGAAGAAGAUCCUUGGUCUUGUGUUGACUUCCUCUCCAGAACCUAUACUCCAGGCACUACCCCCACUACCUCCUGGGUCCAAGACUCCUUCCCUUCGGCGAGCAGCGUCGUUUCCCGACCUGCAUAAAACGCCUUCUUCCGAGGACCGACCCCCCGUGACAUCGAGGCAUGUUUCUUUCAAUGUCAAAACUCCGGAAUCAUACGAUCCAAGUUUGGCGAGGUCCGUCAGCAUGAACCCAUCCCCGACGUCACCGACAAUUCAGCGUCGUUGGCCACCUGCAAUGUCUCCGUUCUCCAAGCGCAGAUCGUCACGAGGGGAAUCUGCUCCAUGCUCACCCAUUGCACGGGAUGAAAGUGAUACCAUCGCGUAUAAUAAUAGGUCGCCCACGUCGAAGAGUACCCACAUACAUGACCUUCCACUCAAGUGUCUUGAUGAACGUUGUGAAUGCCGCGGUCGCCGAAAUAGUGUAGGCUGUGAUGAACAUGGCAUGAUGAACCGACCUCAAUUGGACUCUCUUUCCGAAGGGACAGCUUCUACGCGCUCGUCGAAGACUAUAUCUUUGCGGUUACCCUCUGUUCGGAAACCCUCCAGCGCAAGGCGUCGUCCCACAAGCGUUCCACCGCGCAUGCCUGUUGUGAUUAAUGUCAGCGAGAAGGAGCAGUCUCAACAGCAUAAUCAUACAGCCGGGUCCCCCGUGAGGUCGUUGCCGUCGCCUCCCUUUUCGACGUCCGGUGAAACGUAUCGUGCAGAGUUCGUGAGUCCUUUCCGGACGAAGAAAUCAAAGAUUACCCCCAAGCUUGAGACUUCAAAAUCCAGUCGCAGGUCGAGGUUCUCAUUCUCUGGUCCAUGGUCAAGUCCCAAGCUUGCGGGUUUGCCGCCUGACUCAGCCCCUUCUGCGACAUCGUCAACUUCUAUUUUUCCGAACUCGCCGUCUGCACUUCGUAGGACAUUCGCGAACCACCUCACUCCUUUGUUCAAGUCCCCCACUCUCAGUUCUCCUUCUUCGAGCUUGGAGUCCCCCGUACCUUCACCACAGCUACCGGUGACCGUGCCGAAGUCAACGAGCAAGUAUUCCUUGCGGUCUGUCCCUCGCACGCAACCAUACGGUCCUCCUUGGAAUGCUGUGAUGCCAGGGCAAGCUCACGAUCUGGUCAAUGGCAGUCUAGAUGACGUUCUUAUCAAGAAACCAAUUCGCAGAAGAUCUCAAGGGACCGAGGGCCGUCGGGGGUUCAAGUCGCACUCUCGCACCCUUGCGCCGAUAGACGCCUCCGAGGGCGAAAACCUACCUGAUAAUCUUGUGGACGAGCUAGGUCAGCGACUAUCGGGAUUGAUGAACUCCGAGGAUGCUAUGUCAGGCGCUACUGCCGAGGUAGUUUUGAGAACACCUCCGACUUUGACUUCCGUCGGUGAGCCCGCGAGGCGUGAGUCCGCUACAUUGUGGACGAUUGCAAGGCUUGAACAAGCUGUUGGCGUCCCAUCAGAGUAUAGCUAACUUCAUUUGUCAUUUAAUCUGUGGUGAGUGCUUGUAUGUUGCUUUUUGAAGAGUUAAUAUACUAAAGAUUCCAUUGUCAGAUUUUUUCAUGUCAGGGCAAUC